Messenger RNA from Fulmarus glacialis (Northern fulmar), 1230 nucleotides. RefSeq names its product tripartite motif containing 13 (gene TRIM13). Bases 1 to 1230 code for a protein of 409 amino acids. The record is from RefSeq and is a predicted model, not a curated record. Gene Ontology annotation, molecular function: zinc ion binding. Gene Ontology annotation, biological process: positive regulation of canonical NF-kappaB signal transduction; positive regulation of macroautophagy; innate immune response. NCBI's taxonomy places the organism in Eukaryota, Metazoa, Chordata, Aves, Procellariiformes, Procellariidae. The transcript has a single exon.
AUGAUGGAGCUCCUAGAGGAAGAUCUCACCUGUCCCAUUUGCUGUAGCCUGUUUGAUGAUCCUCGUGUCCUGCCCUGUUCACACAAUUUCUGCAGAAAGUGUCUGGAAGGAAUUCUUGAGGGAAAUGUGCGGAAUGUGCUUUGGAGGCCGUCCCCUUUCAAAUGCCCCACGUGCAGGAAGGAAACUCCCGUUACUGGAGUCAACAGCUUGCAAGUCAACUAUUCCCUGAAAGGUAUCGUGGAGAAGUAUAACAAAAUCAAAGUAACUCCAAAAAUGCCUGUGUGCAAAGUGCACAGCGGGCAACCCCUUAACAUUUUUUGCCGGACAGACAUGCAGCUCAUCUGUGGGGUUUGUGCCACCCGUGGUGACCACACAAAGCACGUGUUCUGUUCUAUUGAAGAAGCUUAUUCCCAGGAGAAGCGGGCUUUUGAAACCCUGUUUCAGGGCUUUGAAACUUGGCGUUGUGGAGAUGCCCUCUCGCGGCUGGAUACCUUAGAAACCAGUAAGAGGAAAGCUCUGCAGAUGCUGACCAAAGAUUCUGACAAAGUGAAGGAGUUCUUUGAGAAGCUGCAGCACACGCUGGAGCAGAAACGAAAUGAGAUUCUCUCUGACUUUGAGACCAUGAAGCUUGCAGUGAUGCAGGCCUAUGAUCCGGAAAUCAAUAAACUGAACACAAUUCUGCAAGAGCAACGGAUGGCUUUUAACAUCGCGGAGGCCUUCAAAGAUGUGUCUGAACCCAUUAUAUUUCUGCAACAGAUGCAGGAGUUCAGGGAAAAAAUCAAGGUGCUCAAAGAAACCCCUUUACCUUGUUCCAGUGUGGACAUCAGCCCAACAAUGAAGAGCUUUGAUACCAGCCAGUGGAAUGGAAUAAAACUAGUUGAUGUGGACAAACUUUCCUUGCCUCAGGAAAACAACACUCUUAAAUUCAAGAUUCCCUCAGUCUUUUCGCGCAGAUUUAUAGUGACCUCUCUUAUUUGCUUGCUUACUCUGGCUGUCACCAGAAUGUCCUUUGUGGAGUCAGUUGUUGACAAUCUCCAGUGCUGGAAAUCUCAAUUCUUUACAAUUAGCUUGUCCUAUUUGGCAGAUACAGUGGAGAUAGCAGAUCAUGCAGUCUUUUACUGGGAACAGAUGACAGAUGGAGCUUCACUUCUAAGAGAAAAGUGUAAAAACUAUACGUUGGUUGUACUGGAUAAUGUUGCACAGUUUGUGUGCAAAUAUAAACUGUUGUGA